AAACAGCCGCUUGCAUUUCAACGCCAAAGUGCAAGCAAAGAGCCGCGUGCAUUUCAACGCCAAAGUGCAAGCAAAGAGCCGCUUGCAUUUAACGCCAAAGUGCAGGCAGGCUGUCCAAGAGUGAGUUGGAAGUGGUUUGCCUCCUCCAUUGGUGGAACUAUCACAUGAGCAAGCAUGACAACAAAGACAAGCACAACCAGCGGUACAGAAGAAGGUCCAGAGACUCCAGGUCAGCCAGAGGACAUCGUCCCUAUGGUCCUGACAUCUGCUACUCAGCAGCAGUUUGCUUGCGUCGCCGAUGAGGACGUCACAGGGGAGAACCCCUACAAGCUCCUGCAGAAAGAUGACAUCUUAGAGGACAUGAGGACAAAGGCCGCAGUGUCGGAUUUCAGCCCUGUGAAGCAGAUGAUCCUGGAUUAUCCAGAGAGUGAGCUGUUGCUGGUUUAUGACCGAGACUUCACCUAUGGCCAAAUGUUCUAUCUGGCUCUGACACCAGAAGCAAAGGAACGCAUCCUCAAUCCCCCUGAAGCUGAGCCUGAAGAAGAGAUAGAGAUUGAGAUUGAAAUCAAAACUCCAGAAGCAAAGGAAUGGCUAUCACUUGGCAGUGAAAAAGAAAUGGAUGAAGAAUCUGUCAAAGAGACAAGAGAAAAGUUAAUUUACAAGUUCUCCCGAGUUCGGAGGGAGUUUGGCUUGCCGCUCUCGCUUUCGGACCGCAACGCUGCGGAUGUCAAAGAUGGCAACGUGGAGUGUUUGUCCUACCAAGACGGGCGAUUCAACAUCAAGCUGUUCCAGAGGGAUUGCGCCGUGCAGGCUAUCCCCAUCCUCCAGAGCAGCAGCGCCCAGACACUGUGGAAGUUGAUGCGAAAUAACUGGACACAGUACACGCCAGCAGUAUUGAGGAAAGAGGAGCAGGAGAAGAGCCCUCCACUAAGCUUAAGGGAUUUUUGUCAUGCAGUGACAAACAGGCUUCUGCAUGCCCUGCAACAACAGGAAAUUAUAAAUGUGUUCAAAGACGACUGGAUGGCUCUGGGGACGGAUACGGACGACAUGGACUGGUCCGGGAAGGUGUCCGAUGCGUUGAUGCUGAACCAGGUCUUUUCCGACCCAAACUACUGUCCUGGCAAGGAGAUUAUCGCCAUGCACUGGCAUCCCACCAUUCCAAGUGUGAUGGCCGUGGCAAUGAGAGAAAAGAAGAAGAAACAACAGCUGAUCAAGUCGACCGGGCCGCUGAUCGUUUUUUACAGCUUCUCUGACCCCACUCAUGCCAAGAUAUUGCUGGAGUGCCCAGACAACAUUCUUGCCUUUGAAUUCUGCCCCUCCGAUCCAAAUAUUAUUGUUGGCGGCUGCGUGAACGGCCAGGUGGUGUUGUGGGAAAUAUCUGCUCACGUUGCACGUUUGCACCCAGUCCAACACGGUCUUCAUAAGCAUCAUCAUUCUGUCAAAACGGAUACGCUGGGUUUUGAGGACAAGAAAGACAAGAAAGCUCCACUCGUGCGUUACAGUGCAAUGUCAGGGGUGGAGAACGGCCACAAAGCACCAAUUACAGAUGUCCAUUGGCUGCCUCGGUCCUUUGAGGUCAGCGCUCAGGGCGUUCCGCUGGAGAACAAAUCCAAUCUUUCUGUUCAAUUCAUCACCUGCGCCCCUGACAGCACUUUAAUGUUCUGGGACAUCCGAAUGCCAAAACAAGUGCGCCAGACCAUAGCGGAAAAGAAACAGAAUGAUUCCGAGUCUCCGACGGCCAAUUGCAGUGACAACAACGCCUUCAAACACUUGGAGCGGAUGUGGAAACCUUUCAUGACGGUUCCCUUGGGAAACAUGGAGAGGAACGGUGAUUAUGUCCCAAUCAAAUUCAACCUUUACCCCUUCACCAAUAGGCCGAAUACUACCAACACCUUAGUGGCAGAAAGCGGUGGCGACGGCUCAGCGCUAGGAACGCCCGACUACAGUCAGCUCCAAGUCCCCUCAGCCAAAGGACUAACACCUCUGGAAGACAUCAAUACCAAGAUUUAUAUUGGAACACAGGACGGGGAGAUUGUUUACACCGACUGGAAAAUGGAAAGAAACGAUCUGGAUCAGCUCCUGAGUCCCAAGCCGCUUCAGCUGCUCAAAAUCCACCCCUGCUUGGUCAAUACCAUCGAGCGCUCGCCCUUUUUUAAAGACAUUGUGUUGACUGGAACGUCGCUGUUUGGAAGCUGCAAUAUUGCCAUUUGGAAAGAAGGAGUGUUGGACGGCCCCCUUUUCCUGUUCCCGAGCUCGGAGGGGCUGUGUACGUCGGCGUGCUGGUCUAUGACCCGCCCGGCCAUUUUCUUCCUUGGAAAAGGGGACGGAAAAAUCGAGGUGUGGAACAUUCUUGAAAAGGCGGGAGAAGUGGUGCACGUGCAAGAACACAUGACCAGUGGCAAGAUCACCUCCAUCAAACCUUGGAGCAUCUCCUCCAAGCAGCACUUCCUGACUUUGGCUGACGAUCUUGGAAUAGUGCGUGUCUUUCAAAUCCCACCCGUCUUCCACAUGCCUUACCGAAACGAGAGAGCCAAUGUGGGGAAAUGCAUUCAUCAGCAGCAAGAGAGACUUAAUGACCUCAUCAAGAGGAGAGAAGUGUGGCAAAGCCAGAAGCCGCCAUCGCCAUCGCCACCAGAGGAAGAGAAGAAAGUGGAGCCUGAGAAAGUAGGGACCCCCACCACAGAAGAGCAGGAUCUUAUGAAGGAGUACAACGAUUUCCUAGUGCUUGAGGAAAACAUCCUUAAAAGCAUGGGACUGACAUCGUAACAACAACAACACACACACACACACACACACACACACACACACACACACACACACACACGUUGUUGUUUAUGGAGGUAAAAGGUGUUCUUAUUUUUGAAUGUACAGCUUGAAGCUGAUUUGUUUUCUUCCAAGUGAAAGGCACUUGAUGCUUGAUGAUGUUCAAGCUGCUAGCAAGAUGUGAAUGUAGCCUGACUUGACCACAUCCUUGAGCAAACUCUGCGCAGCUCUUUGUACAACGUGCAUUCUGUUCAAGCGGACAAACGACAUGGAGCAAAGGUGAUGGAGCAGUUGUUGAAUGUUGUGGAAUCACUUCCAAAUGGCCAACGAUGCAGCUGUCCACAAAGGCUCCAAAUGAUGGUUGCAUCUAUUUUUCCCCUUUCUUUGUAUUGCCAAUUAGUAUUGCUUUGGUUUUCUUCAGACGACUUUUGACCCUAACGUAAGAAACAUUUUCAUUUCAUGUUACCAUUUCAUGAUGAAAUGCUCGUUCAUAUAUUCCUUCCAAAAAAUGGCUUGCUAGCUGGAGGCUAUCAAGUCAAUUUCCACCCCAAGCAAGGAUUGUGAGCUCUUAUUUCCGCCUAUCCAGCCAUCAGUUCAGUGGCGUUUUUUCAGCGCCUCUCAAGGGUGCAUCUUGAAAAUUGCACAUGGCAAGGAAGGAAGGAAGGAAGGAAGGAAGGAAGGAAGGAAGGAAGGAAGGAAGGAAGGAAGGAAGGAAGGAAGGAAGGAAGGAAGGAAGGAAGGAAGGAAGGAAGGAAGGAAGGAAGGAAGUCAUUUUGAACCUGCUUUCAUUUCACGUCACGAUAUGUAUCUGUUGUUGAGAGCCUUGUCAUUAUCUUGGGCUCAUUUCACAUGCUGUUGAUAAAAGAACCUUUUUCAUGAAAGAGAACUCCAUCUUAGACCUGAAGUCAUGAUUUGACCUUAUUCAAGUUUCCUCUAAGCCAGUCUACAUGUAAUAAUAAACAAGCAGAAGGUCAUGGAUAUUUGAAGACUUGUAUCUUCUGAUCAUAUUGUCAUAGUUUGACGAGGUCUUUCAAGUAUCUUACGCAGUGAUGCACCUUGCCUCAAAAAUGUGGAUUGCUUGAAUGCACUCAAAUAUGGUCAGUAUCACGUGCACUUCUUCAAUAGCUAUCGAAACAAGAAGUUUACGUGGUAAAAAAAAAAUCAAAGGCUCUUUUUGUUAAUGCGACGUGGCCUUUUGUGCCACAUUGUUCCCAACGUUUAUGAAGAAGGUUUUUCCCCUUGAAGUGGACUGCCUGCCAAGGGCCCUCCGGACACAAUUAGUUUCACUCCUCCAAGGCAAGGGAAUAAAAUGCGGACGCAUCAGCGUGCCAAGUCCAACUCAGGUCAAGAGCGGCCCAGCAAACCUAUAGUGACUACUUGACAGCUGCUAUCUGGGCAGGGAAGAAGUAGGGGCGACUGGAGA
Molecule: messenger RNA, 4186 nt
Organism: Syngnathus typhle (broad-nosed pipefish)
Lineage: Eukaryota; Metazoa; Chordata; Actinopteri; Syngnathiformes; Syngnathidae
Gene: dnai3
Product: dynein axonemal intermediate chain 3
Exons: 22
Coding region: 175-2766 (863 amino acids)
Biological process (GO): cilium movement involved in cell motility; inner dynein arm assembly
Cellular component (GO): inner dynein arm
Molecular function (GO): dynein light chain binding; dynein heavy chain binding
Source: RefSeq, a predicted model, not a curated record